Molecule: messenger RNA, 2022 nt
Organism: Olea europaea var. sylvestris
Lineage: Eukaryota; Viridiplantae; Streptophyta; Magnoliopsida; Lamiales; Oleaceae
Product: ras GTPase-activating protein-binding protein 1
Exons: 10
Coding region: 223-1674 (483 amino acids)
Cellular component (GO): cytosol; ribonucleoprotein complex
Molecular function (GO): mRNA binding
Source: RefSeq, a predicted model, not a curated record
UAUAUUUAAAUUCCCAAAAGACCUUCCCCUUUCUCACUCUUGUUUUGCUGCAGCAGCUCUUGGAGAUCAACUGCUCGACGAUUCCCCCAGAAAUUACUGGAAAAUUCUUUAAAAAUUUUAAAAGCCAAAAAGUAGAGAGAAACGAAGUCCAGUUUCUCUCUUACUUGUUCCCUCCGAUCUGAAUCGCCGUCCAGGGUUUGAUUUAGUUUUUCAGCGUUCGCUAUGGAAGCUACAGUGGCGGCUCAGCAACCAGUCUCUGCUCAACUUGUUGGAAAUGCGUUUGUACACCAAUAUUAUAACGUACUCCACCAUUCCCCCGGGAUUGUCCAUCGUUUUUAUCAGGACACCAGCAAGCUUGGCCGUCCUGAAGAUGAUGGCUCCAUGGGCAUCACCACCACCAUGCAAGCAAUCAAUGAGAAGAUUCUGUCACUGAACUAUGGGGACUUACGGGCAGAGAUCAAGUCGGUGGAUGCACAAGAGUCCUUCAACGGGGGAGUUCAUGUUCUGGUGACUGGAUAUCUGUCUGGGAAGGAUAAUACAGUUCGGAAUUUCUCUCAAACUUUCUUCCUUGCACCACAGGACAAGGGCUACUUUGUUCUGAAUGAUAUUUUCCGAUAUAUGGAGAAUGUCAAUGUGAACCCUGAUUUGGUCGGCAAUGUUGUGGUACCCAUUACACCAGAGCCAAGUCCUGCUCCACUUCAGAUUCAUGUUUCUGAGCAAAGUACUCCAUCCACAGAUGAAGCUAACGGGGGAGAAGUUCACAACCCACAUGAGAAUGUAGAUGUGCCAACUGUCGAAGAAGAAAUUCCAGAAGAGGAAAUUCCAGUAGCUGAGGUUGUUGAUGAAGUACAGGAAGAUUCUCAGAUGGUGGUUGAAUCUAGUGCUCAAAAUGAAGAAGUGCAAAAGAAGACUUAUGCUUCUAUUGUGAUGGAUCUCAAGGAAAGCAUUGCAAAUUUCUUCCCACCUCUUGCUCCUCGGAGAGCUCCCCCAAAGAUCAUGGAGCAAGCGAACCCACCUUUACCACCUUUACCACCAUCAACUGAUGCACCUGUUUCUAGUUCAGAUGCAACUGAUAUUGGGAAUAACCAAGAGGCUAAUGGUUACUCAAUAUAUAUAAAGGGCCUACCUAUGAAUGCUACCGAGUCCUUACUUGAGGAAGUUUUCAAGAAAUUUGGGGCAAUCAAGAAGGAUGGCAUUCAAGUUAGAAGCAACAGAGUAUGUAUCAAGUCUACCAAAUCCUUACUUGAGCAACAAGUGUUUUGUUUUGGCUUCGUGGAAUUCGAGGAAGCCAGCGCUGCCCAAAAUGCUAUUGAGGCUUCUCCUGUUGCCAUUGGUGGGCGCCAAGGUAUUGUUGAGGAAAAGAAGUCUACUAAUUCUCGAGCUACAGGGAACACUAGGGCGAGGUUCCAAUCUGGAAGGGGUCCUGGAUUCAGAAAUGAGGGAGUGAGAGGUCGUGGGAGCUAUGGAGGUGGAAGAGUUUACGGCCGUGGUGAUUUUAAUGCAAGGAAUGAGUUUGGAAACCGAGGUGGCAGUCGGGGAGGAUCAUCAAACCGAGGUUAUGGAUACCAGAGGGCUGAAAAUAUCAAUGGGAAUGUUGGCCGCAUGAGCCGUGCUGGUGGAAUGGUCAAUGGAGCUGCAAAAACUAUGACACCUCGGGUUUCUGCAACCGCUUGAGAACGCUAGUAUGGUCGGCAAGUGGUUUUGUAGGCUUUUCCUGUUAAAUUCUGGUAAAUUUUAAGUGGUUAUUAACCCAGCAGGUUGACAAUUUCAUGGUGAUGGACCGUCUGAAUUUUUUAUAGGGUUUUCUCACUAAGUUCUCUCACAACAUUCCUGUUUGUCGGUAUAAUUGAUUAGUAGACGAUAAGUAGGUUUUCUUUGCUAUUUUACUGGUGCCAUUUGAUGCCCUGGAGUUGCAGUUCUUCCUACAUUUUGGGUUUUGUAUGAAUGAAUAAUUUUUUGCGGGGACUUUAUUGCUAUUCAUUCUUGGACACGAUAUGGUAGAACUCCCACAAUACUUUAUUA